CAAUCGUUUUUGUUGCACCGAAAAACCUAGUUUGCUAUCUGCCUCGCGAAUUGACUCAUCAAACGAGACUCGUAGCGAUUCAAGGUCUGCGGUGUAGCCAUUGGGAGUCCUGGAAUGUUGGAUUUCCAGUUUGGUCAUCGCGCGUGACAAAGAGCAAGAAGAAUCCGCGUCGAACCUCGGCGGGGAGUGGAGCGAUAGUGCUCACACGCGUGAUACAGAAGCUCGUCGACAACGAUAGCGACACAAUCAGUGCAUUUCUGCGAAACGUUCGUAUAUAAUCGGUCCUACACAAACGACCAGUGCAUUUUUCUACGGUCUAUCGGUGAACAGUGGUGAACGAUCGUUGAAAACAUAUUGGAAAGCGACGGUCGACCGUAGAAGUUGUCGCCGAGAUGUACAAGCUAGCUCUUCUCGCCAUUUCGUUCGGAAUACUUCGCGACGUGGCGACCGUCAUUGAUUUCCCUAAUAAUAAUCCAGGUCACUCGUCGCCAGACACCGCGCUAUGUCAAAACAAUUACAUGGCUGACAAGCAGUCGUUUUUCGUUAACGGGCGACACUCAUCCCCGAGCAGCGUGUCGUUGAAAGAGGGCUACGUGGUGACGCGAGGCGUGGGCGUUCACAAGCUGAAUCGAAGGAGGCUCACGUGGAACGCAGCUCGCGCAUCCUGCGCGAGAGACGGAGGUCACUUGGCCGUUAUAAACUCGUUGGCCGAGGAGGCCGUGUUGCUACGCGUCCUUCGAGAGGCGAACGUCGUCGAGGCCUGGAUCGGUAUUCACGAUCUGUUCGAGGAGGGCGAGUGGGUGACUCUAACGGGGGAGUUGCUGGAAGAAGCCGGCUACGACAAUUGGACCACCGCGUUCCCAAACGAGCCUGACAAUCUGGGAGGCAAUCAAAACUGCGGAGUCCUCCUAAAAGUUGGCGGCAUCGACGACGUUGUGUGCACCCUGAACCACAUGUACAUAUGCGAGAUCGAUAUGUAUUGAUGUCCCGUAACCUUAAUUGGAUAAUCUCAUCCAGCCUUUAACGCUGGACAAAGUUGCGUAGCGUGUAAAUAUUGAUAAUUCGAUGUAAAGACGCAAAUGUAUGUUUCGAUUAAAGGAAAACGGAAACUUUGACGUUCCCAUCC
Messenger RNA from Colletes gigas, 1126 nucleotides. RefSeq names its product hemolymph lipopolysaccharide-binding protein-like. The transcript is spliced from 4 exons. The coding region runs from base 393 to 983 and encodes 196 amino acids. The record is from RefSeq and is a predicted model, not a curated record. Lineage: Eukaryota; Metazoa; Arthropoda; Insecta; Hymenoptera; Colletidae.